GUGGUGGUGAAAACCCAGCUCGUCUUGAAUUCGCAUCUCGAAUUCUACGACUGGCCAACGAUCCUGGUCUUUCAGCCUGAGCGGGCCACAGACAGGGACACAUCUCGUACCCCUUCCACACAAGAGAUUGGCAUUGAUGACCAAAGUCCUGGAAUCCCAUCGGAGGACUUCGCUGCACCGAAUUUCGGUCAUCUGCUGUCGCCUCGUUCGGGAACACCAUCUGCUAUCCCUUCUGCCGCCCGUCCCAGCUCUUCAUCUCAUCCUCUCAGCUCUGCCACCGGUCCCGCCUGUCCCCGCCCGUCGCUUCUUCACGCCACCAAAUCUUCGAUCCAGUUUGUCAAUGCUCGGUUGCCAUAUUUGUGGCGUCCGUCUUGCUAUCCAGGCUUUUGACGUUCACCCUGUAUGCAUAAGGCGCCCAGCUAUACAUCUCCAAUGCUGGAAUUUCAUUGACAGACCACGACUCCUUCGAAAAUCCGUGUAGGCAGUCACUGUUACCAUUGUACCGAAAUCGAUACUCCCAAAUAUCAUGACUGCUGUGUUGCACCGGUCAGAUUCUGCUCUUCCAGCUUUCGGUCACUUCCGCCCUUCUCAUUGCUCGUCUACACCGUAUGAGUCGCAACAGCAGGUGAUGGAUCCCCAUCACUACGGUUACCGAGCUCCGACGAGAACGGUCAGCGACGAUACUAGUACUACUUCAAGCAUUACAUCGACGUUCCAUGGUCGAGCUCCUCAGCAACCAUAUGUACCAUUCUCGAGUCCAUCCUCGUCCACCCCUAGGACGCCCAUACCGCCUCGAACAUUUCCCGAAUAUUCAGGCGCAACACAGCAACCACCGUCAGGGCCCUUUCUACCUCUCGCUCCUCCGAUCUCCUCUCUUCCCACAGCUGCCUCUUUGGAGCCUAUAACGAGGCCUCCAUACAGAGCACCAACUUCUACAUUUCCAGCCAGCACUCCUCAACAUCAAGUCUCGUUUACAGCCACAAAUCAUGAACGCCUAGAGUUCGACGCGUCAAGUCAGCACCAUCGUCAAACAGAUCCUUCAUUUCGAGCACCCAUCCAGACCGAAUUUCCAGGUACCAGUCGACAAAAUUCCAGCAGAUGUACGCUGUACAUCAGACAGCAGCCUAGAGCGGCUCGGGCAGGACCCGACGGGAAAGAUAGAAGGCCAAUUGAUCCGCCUCCAAUUCUUCAGUUGAUGAUGCGCGAUUUCGACCCGGACAAUGCAGGCGAUGUGGCAGAGAUCAAAAAUCAGUGGUGGAUUGUGUACUGCAGAUUGGUGGCAGCAGACAAUCCAGGUCAAGACGUAAGCACUAUGCAUUAUCUUCGGGAUGAUGGUCGCAAAGAAGUGCAGCGACUACUUCUUGGAACUGCCGUGGCCAGCCCGACAGUCACCUUGGAUGACCCUGAUCCACCAACAAUGCCUCACCAUCCAACAACGCCGCCUCCGCCUCCGAGUCCGACCAUUGAUAGGUUCAUCCGACCGUCUUUGGACCGGCCAGUCAAAAAGCCUCAGGACCCCUACAAGGUUCCAGGUUGUUUCUUCAUAUUCCCCGAUCUAUCUGUCAGGAGAGCAGGGGACUACCGGCUUCAGUUUACACUAAUGAAAAUGGAAUCGGCAUAUCUAAAUCAAGGCUCGACUGUGCCAUGCGUGGACUCCACCAUCAGCCUGCCUUUUCGCGUCGUCAAUGCGAAAGACUUCGAUCAAGUUCAACCCAGCACCGACUUGGUGAAAGGGCUUUUAGCACGCGGUGCAGGGUUCCCACUGAAGCUGAAGAAGGGCAAUCGGGAGGGAAAUAGGCGCAGAAGGCAUCCUUCUGGAGAUGGAUCAGAUGAUGAUUCCUACUACGACGACAACUAUGAUUGAAUCUAAUGCCAGCGCUUUGAUGAAAAAGUUUCGGCUGCGGUGCUUUGCCGAUGACGAAAAUGCCACGACAUGAGGAGUAAUGACAUGUUUUUCGGGAAGGAUGGACACGAAAAAACACACAGGACAUAGAGCAAAUGACGCAGGACGGCCUUGAACCGCUCCAUGGGAUCGAAGGACAGACUCCAAUGUCAGAUCGCCAGCCCUCUGUCGCAGCUGUCUGAAGUGCGCGGACCUAGGUCACAGGUCGCCCUGAUCCCCAAUUAAAAUGAGCAGGUCGUCAAGAGCUUGUUGCCUGGAACCAAAGAACCAGGCUGAGAUGGCCCCCUGUCGUUGAUUGGGGAUUCUCCAGGUGACACGAGAUCCGACUUGCAGCAAACAGCACGUGGCAUGUGUUGAGAUGUGGGCCAGAUCAUGAACCAUGAUCCCGAAAUAUUGAACAGAUUGGCGCGCACCGAGAGUAACGCGAGGGAUCCCGAGCUCUGAGCGACGACAGGGCGUGAACUUUGAAAGAGACUAAGACCAACUUAAGCUUUCCCACACUUUUCCGCCUGGCCGAGAAGCAGAGGACCGGUGUUGAAAUGGAGAAGAUGGCAUCGACAUGACAGUUAAGCGAGCUGGCUGAAAGCGGAGCCGUACGACACGAGACUACACAGUAUUCUGCAAAGGCAGUCGGGGUUGUAAGUCUCCAUAAUCGUAGCAUAUCCGAAUGUCAUGAGCAAACCCACUCUCCACAGCGCUGGACUAAACGGGUACCACUCCUAAGCUGUUGAGGUUAGGUCAAUUCCAUACCAGUGUGAAUGGGACGUGCGCCAAAUUCCCAACUCAAAGAAGAAGGCAUGGGAAGAGAAGACGAAACUUUUGUCGAACGCAUAUCGCUG
Exophiala xenobiotica is the source of this 2742-nucleotide messenger RNA. RefSeq lists its product as uncharacterized. The coding region runs from base 527 to 1864 and encodes 445 amino acids. Lineage: Eukaryota; Fungi; Ascomycota; Eurotiomycetes; Chaetothyriales; Herpotrichiellaceae. The record is from RefSeq and is a predicted model, not a curated record. The transcript has 3 exons.